CUCUAGAGGAAAGGAAGAGUUGUCUUCACAACUUGCUGUACAGUAUCUGAAUAGUGAAAGCACAAUGGACACUUUUUAGAGUUUUACAGAAAUCAAAAAUCAUCUAGGAAGAAGAACAUUUGACUUCAAGGAAUAACAGACUUCAGAGAGCCCAGGAAUUGGUCACUGAUAAAUCUGAUUUGGCUAUACAGCUUGGGAAUGAAUACCAUUGAGACAGCAAAGCUUGAAGAGCAUAUGGAGGGUCAAAACAAUGACACUUCUAAUGGCUACUCAAGACCUACUCUCUCAGUCAGUGAAGAGAAUAAAAAUGGCACUAGCAAACCAAAGGGCUUGUCUAAUGGCUUACGAAAAACAACAAAGAAAUAUCCUGAUUACAUCCAGAUUGCUAUGCCUGCUGAGUCUAGGAACAAAUUUCCUCUGGAAUGGUGGAAAACAGGCAUUGCCUUUAUCUAUGCUCUCUUCAACUUGAUUCUAACAACUGUCAUGAUCACUGUGGUCCAUGAGAGAGUCCCUCCAAAGGAGCUAAGCCCUCCCUUGCCUGACAAAUUUUUUGAUUACUUUGAUCGUGUGAAAUGGGCUUUUUCUGUAUCAGAAAUAAAUGGAAUGAUACUAGUUGGAUUAUGGAUAUUCCAGUGGUUGUUUCUUAGAUACAAAUCAAUAGUGGGACGCAGGUUCUUUUUUAUAAUAGGAACUCUGUAUCUGUACCGCUGUAUUACCAUGUACGUUACCACCUUACCUGUGCCUGGAAUGCAUUUUCAGUGUGCGCCAAAGUUGAAUGGAGAUUCUCAGGCAAAGGUUCAGAGGAUCCUGCGACUGAUUUCUGGUGGUGGUCUAUCUAUAACUGGAUCGCACAUCCUGUGCGGAGACUUCCUGUUCAGUGGUCACACUGUGGUAUUAACACUGAUCUACCUGUUCAUCAAAGAGUAUUCACCACGUCAUUUCUGGUGGUAUCACUUAAUCUGCUGGCUAAUGAGUGCUGCUGGCAUAAUUUGUAUCCUUGUUGCUCAUGAACACUAUACUGUGGAUGUCAUCAUUGCUUAUUAUAUCACCACGCGGCUCUUCUGGUGGUACCACUCAAUGGCUAAUGAAAAGACUUUAAAGGUCUCUUCGCAGACAAAUUUUCUCUCUCGAGCAUGGUGGUAUCCGAUAUUUUAUUUCUUUGAGAAGAAUGUGCAAGGCUCUGUUCCUUGUAGCUUUUCCUGGCCGCUAUCUUGGCCUCCCAGCUGCUUCAAAUCUUCAUGCAAAAAGUAUUCACGGGUUCAGAAGACAGGAGAGGACAAUGAAAAAUCUACCUGAAGAGGAGGAGGAAAGCAUCUGCUCUGUUUUUUUACCAAAACAUUAAUGCUGUAACCAAAGUUCUUAAGAGGACUAUACUGUAACUGAAGAAGUGGACCAAGCUUCUGUGCAAUUGAUUGGAAAGACAAUUGUAGACACAUAUUUCCGUUUCAUAUGUUUUCCUAUCAUCAGACUGUACAGACCUAUUCUACUCUUCAGUGCUAAUAGAAUGCACCACUGAUGGGAUUUUUUUAUUAAAGAAAAAAUGGAGCAGCACU
This is a messenger RNA of Balearica regulorum gibbericeps (East African grey crowned-crane), 1553 nucleotides long. NCBI's taxonomy places the organism in Eukaryota, Metazoa, Chordata, Aves, Gruiformes, Gruidae. The record is from RefSeq and is a predicted model, not a curated record.